CAAGGAAAAUCAACAUCCGUACUCUCCCUCCCCCAAGUUGAAGCAAGCAGCAGGAAGAAAGCGAGCACACAAGCAGGCACAUCGCAGCCUGCAUACCUCACGACCAUCCAUUGCUAAGUCCCGCGUUGUGUGUUUCUGGACACGCUAAAACUUCGAAUCCGUAGCCAAACCUCCCUAAAUAAUUCCAGCCAUGGGAGGUCAUACUGCCAGGAGAGACAGCUUUGAGCGACGGUUUCAAGCAGCCACGCUGCUCGUCACGGCGCUGUUGCUCGAGCUCGGAACCUGCUCACUCGCGUCGUCAUCGUGGAUCGCCUGGCCUUCGCAAAGCACGCAAACGGGUGCGUCUAAGUGGGGGUGCGACAUCACCAGCGGCGAAUGGGUGGGCGGGAGGAAUCUUCCGCUCUACACGGGGUUCAACUGCCCGUACGUUCGCUCCAGCCAGAACUGCCAGAAGAACGGCCGCCAGGACAUGUGGUUUCAGAAGCUCAAAUGGCGGCCUCACACGUGUAGGACUCGGCGGAUGACUCCCAAGUUACUUCGUAACCAGCUUCGCGACAAGCUCGUGCUCGUAUUUGGCGACAGUGUGGCGAAAAACUUCGCGACGUCGGUGAUGUGCGUGCUGCACUCGUCGAGUCCCAACCUGUCAGAGCCGCUUCGCUUCGAGAACAGGGGCAGCGUCGUCGCACACGGCAUGCAGAUCCCUCGUUACAACAUCCGUGUCGCUUCAGUCACAUCAAACUUCCUCACCAACGCCACGGACCUCCCUUUAUCCUCCUCGUCGCCCGUCGGUGGCUACCGAGUGAAUCUGGACCAGCUGCAGGACGACAUCCUAAACCUCUUGCCCUCUGCAGACCUUGUCGUCUUCCAGGCCACCAACUGGUGGUGGUCUCGCAGCAACAAGUUCUUUAUCGGGGACACGGAGCUGACCACAAUAUCAACCACAGAGGCCUAUGAGAUCGGCCUGCAGACGCUGAGGUUUUUUGUGGAGCGAGCGCAGCAGCGUGCUUUCAAGGGCACGGCGGUGCUGCUGGGCGCCUCCCCUACGCACUAUGACGUGCCCCUGCAAGGUGUCGCUGGGGGCUCGUGCCAGGUCAACCAGAAGCUCACGUGGCUGGAGGCGCAGGAGGUUCGUCAAGGAGACAGCAAUACUGAGCGGUUCAGAGAGGUGGAGAGGCGUGUGCUCUUGGAAUCUCCUAUUCAAUACCUGGACGUGGGCCCCAUGAGUGACUGGCGGCCAGAUGGACACAUACAGAGAUGGAUGGAUCCAGGAGGGGCGAGUCCAUCCACGCGAGACGAUUGCCGGCAUUGGUGUGAAGGUGGAGUGACUGAUGCGUGGCUGGAGAUGUUAUACAACACACUUCUACACUAGUGGACAUGAUAUACUUGAGCAUGUCCCAUCUUUUCCAUCCUUGAUACAAAGAUGCCAAUGGCCAGAAUCACAUGCUAGCUGCAGCAAUUGGAGCACUCGAUUAAACGUCCACAGGACGUAGUAAAAGCUAUCCGAUAUGAAUCGAUUUUACCCCUAAUUUUAUAUUGCAUAUGCUGUUCGCUUCCUUGUGGUAUUUGAUUCAUUUCGGGAU
Molecule: messenger RNA, 1580 nt
Organism: Closterium sp. NIES-67
Lineage: Eukaryota; Viridiplantae; Streptophyta; Zygnematophyceae; Desmidiales; Closteriaceae
Source: the annotation of a GenBank genome assembly